AUGGAGAAAGGCCAAAGCUUCACCUCUAAAGCGGACUCCGAAGUCAAUAACCCGACCCAACACCACCUUACUGCUCCAUCCGGCUUGACCAACGACGAGUUCGAAGGGCUGAAGCGGUCGGUGACGGAGCACCACACCUAUAUGGUGGGCUCUGACCAAUGCUCAUCCUUACUGGCGCAGCGAAUCCACGCGCAGCCCGAUACGGUGUGGUCAGUGGUGCGGCGUUUCGACAAGCCUCAGGUUUAUAAGCACUUCAUCAAGAGCUGCGCGCUCAAAGAAGGAUUUAGAAUGACCGUUGGUUGCACUAGAGACGUGAAUGUGAUAUCAGGUUUACCGGCAGAAACCAGCACGGAGAGGCUUGAUAUACUGGACGAUGACCGAUACGUCACGGGUUUCAGAAUUAUCGGAGGGGAGCACCGGCUGAGGAAUUACAGGUCGGUGACGACGGUGCACGGAUUCGAGGGUGAGGGGAAGAUCUGGACCGUUAUUCUGGAAUCUUACAUAGUAGAUGUACCAGAAGGUAACACGAGGGAGGACACGCGUCUGUUUGCCGAUACCGUCGUGAAGCUCAAUUUGCAGAAGCUGGCGUCCGUCACGGAAGGGAUGAACUGUCGCGGUGACGGCGGUAAGUAGAGUCAAAGCCCACAAAUCAAAUAAAAUACGAGCAACAGGAUUCCCGAGACUACUAUAUUAUUUAGAUUUUUGUUUGUAUUGUUUCUGUUUUUGGCGGAGUCGCGUUUUAACCGCGAACUGUGCAUAAGAUCAUCCUCUUGUUUUACGAGUAAUCUCACUGGGGUAUAUUUGGAUGGAACAAUUAAAGGUGAG
Messenger RNA from Neltuma alba, 825 nucleotides. Its product is annotated as abscisic acid receptor PYR1-like. Gene Ontology annotation, molecular function: protein phosphatase inhibitor activity; signaling receptor activity; abscisic acid binding. The transcript has a single exon. Bases 1 to 633 code for a protein of 210 amino acids. NCBI's taxonomy places the organism in Eukaryota, Viridiplantae, Streptophyta, Magnoliopsida, Fabales, Fabaceae. Gene Ontology annotation, cellular component: cytoplasm; nucleus. The record is from RefSeq and is a predicted model, not a curated record. Gene Ontology annotation, biological process: abscisic acid-activated signaling pathway.